This is a messenger RNA of Mauremys mutica (yellowpond turtle), 3208 nucleotides long. It is a transcript of the gene NEK11, whose product is annotated as NIMA related kinase 11. Lineage: Eukaryota; Metazoa; Chordata; Testudines; Geoemydidae. Gene Ontology annotation, biological process: protein phosphorylation. The transcript has 14 exons. Bases 399 to 1841 code for a protein of 480 amino acids. The record is from RefSeq and is a predicted model, not a curated record. Gene Ontology annotation, molecular function: ATP binding; protein kinase activity.
CACGUCCGUUUCUAUGCGAGCAGGGCAGAGGAGGCGCCGCCGGGUCACGUGACCAGCCAGCUCGGGUUCUCUCUGGGGGCUGGUUGGGUCCGCCCUGGGGGCCUGUAUCCCGUCGGGCAGCGCGGCGUCUCCAGGAGACCGGUCCCAAACACAUGCGGGGGGAGGGGACAGGCCGGGCUCCGCGAGGCGCUAGCGGGAGGGCGGAGCGGGGCCGUGCACGGAGAGCCCGACUGGGACGCAGGGGUGGGACCCGCGCCCCCUGCGCGUCUGGGCCGGGGGCGGGGAUGAGAAGUUGUUGUCCUGUGAACAUCACUGGAAGAAUAGGAGCAUUACUAAGGAGACUUGAAUUUGAAAGCUACGUUAUAGAUAAAUAAAUGUGAUCUCUGUUACAUGGAGCAAUGCUGAAAUUCCAAGAGGCUAUUAAACAUGUCAGUGAUUCUGCACCUGUUUCCACUUCCUCUGAAACCUUGAUUGCAAGAAGAUAUAUUCUUCAGCAGAAACUUGGCAGAGGAAGCUUUGGAACGGUCUAUCUGGUUUCAGACAAGAAGGCAAAACAAGGAGAAGAAUUAAAGGUUCUGAAGGAAAUCUCUGUUGGAGACCUCAAGCCCAAUGAAACAGUUGAAGCAAAUCUAGAAGCACAACUACUCUCCAAGCUAGAUCACCCAGCCAUUGUCAAGUUUUAUGCAAGCUUUGUGGAACGAGAGAGUUUCUGCAUCAUCACUGAAUACUGUGAAGGUCGAGAUCUGGACUGCAAAAUUCAAGAAUACAAAGAAGCCGGGAAAAUAUUCCCUGAAAGCCAGAUAAUAGAAUGGUUUAUACAGUUGUUGCUUGGAGUCAACUAUAUGCAUGAAAGGGGGCAGAUUAUCGCCCGAAAGAACACUGUUGCAUAUGCCACUGACACCACAGGAAUCAAGUGGGCAAGGCGAAUACUUCACAGGGAUUUAAAAGCCAAGAAUAUUUUUUUGAAAAAUAACCUUCUUAAAAUUGGGGACUUUGGAGUUUCUCGUCUCUUGAUGGGAUCAUGUGAUCUGGCAACUACAUUUACUGGGACACCUUACUACAUGAGCCCAGAGGCACUGAAACAUCAAGGUUAUGACACAAAAUCUGACAUUUGGUCACUGGGAUGCAUUUUGUAUGAGAUGUGCUGUCUGGAUCAUGCAUUUACUGGACACAAUUUUUUGUCUAUUGUGCUAAAAAUCGUGGAAGGCAACACACCUUCUCUUCCUGACAGAUAUCCAAGUAAACUGAACGCAGUCCUCCACAGCAUGCUGAACAAGAAUCCUUCUCUGAGGCCAUCUGCAGCCGAGAUUCUAAAAAUCCCCUACAUUGAUGAACAAUUACAGCAGAAUGUCAAAUGCAAAUUCACAAAUAUGGCUCUGAAAGACAAGACAUUUAAUUGUCAGAAAGAAGCUGCUCGCAUCGUUAAUGCUGUGCAGAAAAAAAUCCAUUUGCAAACUCUGCGGGAACUGUCUGAGGUGCAGAAAAUGACUCCACGAGAGCGAAUGAGGCUGCGGAAGUUAAAUGCUGCAGAUGAGAAAGCAAAGAAGCUUAAACAACUGGCAGAAGAAAAAUAUCAAGAAAACCUCAAAAGAAUGCAAGAACUGAGGUCCCGUAACUUUCAGCAAUUGAGUAUAGAUGUGCUUCAUGAAUCUGAUGAGCAGACUUCAAAGCAUGUGAUUCAGUCUCAGCCAGUCACUGCACUGGACUACAUAUCCAUAGGACAUAAAGAACGAAGUGAGAAUGAGACACCGGGCAGGCUCUGUAUGUCUGAACCUGUGGAGCACGGAGGCAGCAGUGUCACAGAAGAGAGUGAAAUAAUUCACUUUGGGGUAUUUUCCUGAAAGAAACAUUGUUAUUAAUAAUUGAUAGUUCCACCAAUUCAGCCAGCUGUAGCCAGGUCAAUGUAGAUCAGCUGCAUCCUUGCCCACUCAAAAGUGUAGAAUUUGCGGAAUAAGUGCAAAGGAUUUAUGAUUUAUAAAACAAUAAUUAAUGAGUUAUAAAACAAUUUUUUGUUAUUGACAUUGUUUUCAUGUGACUUAGUUUCUUCUGAACUGAUUCUUUUAGUAUUGAUAAUGUCUUCCAAAUUCAGUACCCCAAUUAACUUGUAUAAAUGGAGAUUAUUGGAGAGAAAUAUAAUAUAGUUGAAUUUAGUAUUCAGUGAGAAAUGUUGAUGUUCCAAUCUUAUUUUUCUGAGAAGUAAUGAGCCAUUCAUCAUCUGAAUACUUUAAAACAGGCUAGGCAAAACAGCUGAGAAUAUUUUGCAUUGUCAGAUAAUCUCCUAGGAUUUUUCCAUCUCUAAUUUCUUUGCUUAAAAGAAAGAGGCAUGAAAACUUUAGACAAAAUCUUACAUUGGGAUUGUGUGCAUAUGCUUUGCUCUUUAUUUAAUCACUGUUAGUAGUAAACGUAAAGUAACUGAAUAUUCAUUAUUUGCUUCUGUUUAAGUUAUAUAUAAUAUUGCUGAUGAACAAUGUUGCAUUUACUCCUGUUAUGUUUUAACUAUCGUAUUCCAGCUCUAUUCUGAUCUAUUAGAAAAAAGAAAACAAAGGAACUCCACUAAACCAUUGCACAACUUGCAAUUUCAAUAAAAUUAAACCCAGCAAUCUUACUAGUUUUUCUACAGAUUUCAUGUCCUGGCCAAAUUUCAACUCAAUAGUUGCAUUGCAGCUUCCUAAAUUCCCCUCGCAUGUGUUUAUUUUUCCACUUCCCAUCCAGAAAUACUAGUUUUCCAGCCCAUAUCCAUUAUUUUUUUUUUAUAUUCCCUGUAUAUUAAGUAACUCAUUUUGUAGAUGGGGACAAAUGUGUAUUGGGGUAAUCCUAUAUGCAUAUUCUCUGUUGUUGCAAGAAUAUAACUUGGAGAUAUACGUUUCAAAGACCACCCCAUUUUCUCAUGAUCAUAAGGAAGAACAACCACCUGGGCUGAUUUGACUGAUAUGGACUUGUUUUUGUUAUUGAAAGCCGUUAUCUUCUGAAGUUUUGAUUAGCUUUUACUAUUCUUUUUUUGUUCUCUCUUCGAUGUGUUUCAUUUAACAAAGCAUCCCUAUUUGUAUCAUGUGAAUUAUGGCAGCGUAAUGUUUUCUGGGUAUGGCUCGAUGUCUUGUGAUUAUAUAUACUUUGCCUCUAAACUGCAGUAUAUCAGAAUAAAAACAAAACUGGCUGCAUAAUACAGCUGGUAAGUAGAGGCCAGUUUAUGUGGGGGGGAGGGCAAAAG